AUGAAAUUAAUUUUUCUUUUAGUUAGCAUAUUUGUAAGUUGCGCAACUGUAUCACAAAGUAAGCUUAAGUCUGAGUUCAUAAUCAAUGAAAAAUGGCCAUUAAAAGUAUUAUAUUAUAAAAAGGGGGAUUUAGGUUUUAUAUUAAAUAAUACUAAAACAACCAACUAUAAAUAUAAGAACAAAUGUGCUUGUAAAAAAUAUGAUAAUCAAGCUGCUGAUUCUCCUAUAAAUACACCUCGAUUUAGAUUUGCUCCAAGUCCAACUGGAUUUUUACAUGUAGGGGGGUGUAGAACAUUUCUAUAUAAUUAUAUUUUGGCAAAACAGAUGAAUGGAAAAUUAAUAUUUCGACUGGAAGACACAGAUGCGAAUAGGAAUACGAAGGAUUCGUUGAGUGAAAUAAUUAAGGAUCUAAAAUGGAUGAAUUUGGAUUGGGAUGAAGGGCCAUAUAAGCAAUCUGAAAAUAUUGAAAAAUACAAAAAAAUUGCCCAUGAUUUUGUUAAGGAAGGAAAAGCUUAUUAUUGUUUUUGCACAAAAGAUGAACUUAAUGAAAAAAAGGAAAUGACAAAAGCUAUGAAAAAAAAGUAUAUAUAUGAUAGGAAAUGUAGAGACCUAAAUGAUGAAACUAUAAAUAAAUGUUUAGGAGAGAAUCGAUUAUAUGCAAUAAGAUUUAAAUCACCAAUUGGAAGAAAAGUUGUAUUAAACGACAUUUUAAAAAAUAAUAUAGAAGAAAAUGUAGACGAAGAUUUUAUCAUUUUAAGAAGUAACUUUUUACCAACCUAUAAUUUUGCAGUUUCAGUAGAUGACCAUUUAAUGAAAAUAUCUCAUGUUAUAAGGGGAGUUGAGCAUAUUUCCAAUACAUUCAAACAAAUACUAGUGAUAGAAGCCUUAAAUGGGAAAAUCCCUCAAUAUGCCCACAUACCUGUUAUAACAAAUUUAGAUAAAAAAAAAAUUAGCAAGCGAAAUAAUGAAUAUUUAAUUAGGAAUUUAAGGGACGAAGGAUUUAAGCCUGAAUGCGUUGUUAAUUAUUUGGCUACUCUUGGAUGGAGCCCCAUUUCAACGAGAGAGUUUUAUAGCUUAGAUGAACUCAUAGAGCACUUUAAUAUACAUAUGGUAAACAAAUCUUCUGUAGUCUUUAAUAUAAAAAAACUAAAAUGGAUGAAUAAGAAUUAUUUAUUAAAUGAAGAUAGUAAAAAAUAUUUAGAGGAGGCAAUCAAAUAUUUAUUUCAGGAUGAAAUGAUAACAGAUAGACAUAAAGAAUUUGUUGAAUUAUGUAUUAGCAUAUUUAAAAAUGAUGUACAUGAUUAUGGUGAAUUAAAAAAAUAUAUCACCGACACUAUUUCUUAUGAUUAUAUGGGAAAUAAUUUAAAUAGCUGUGAUACUGAUUUAAAACAAGUUGCAGUUUUGUUAUGUAAUUGGUUUGAAGAAUAUAAAGAUGAUAAUAUUAACUUAGAGCAUAUAAUGGACAAAAAUUUCAAUAUAUUGAUAGAGUAUAUAUGCAAAAACACCAAAUUUUUGAAAAAAGACAUUUUAUUAAGAAUUCGUAUACUUUUGACGUUUCAAAAAAAAGGUAUUCCCUUUAUAAAUUUAUUGAAAAUAUGGAUAUCAGCCCAAAAAAAUAACAUACAAAAUUAUGUUCCCCUUAGUAAAAGGCUUGAAUACAUAAAGAGUAUAUUUAACAUAUAA
This is a messenger RNA of Plasmodium vinckei vinckei, 1683 nucleotides long. RefSeq names its product glutamate--tRNA ligase, putative. Gene Ontology annotation, biological process: glutamyl-tRNA aminoacylation. Gene Ontology annotation, molecular function: zinc ion binding; tRNA binding; ATP binding. The transcript has 7 exons. The coding region runs from base 1 to 1683 and encodes 560 amino acids. NCBI's taxonomy places the organism in Eukaryota, Apicomplexa, Aconoidasida, Haemosporida, Plasmodiidae. The record is from RefSeq and is a predicted model, not a curated record.